AUUCCCUGCCACUUGCUAAUGCUUGCAGGGAAGAUGCAGGCAAAGUGAGAGGGAGAGCGUUGGGGAGGAAGAGCAGACGAGGGGAGAAGAGGAAGGAGGAAGGGAGAACGCUGUGUGGACCAAGAGCAAGGGCUGAAGGAGGUAGGAGGAGGAGCAAGCAUCUGCUAGUUGGCACGACAAGACGCCAAACGUGUGUUGGAGGAGGCAGGCACAAAGGCGACGCACUCGUUAGGAAAGCUCCAUUGCGACGGAUACCCAUGGACGCUGGAUAUCGCACAGGGCUUGGCCACCCAUAUACUCGGCAGUACUUCAACCCCAUCGAGACCGGCGCCGCCAACGUACACUUGAACCCGUGGUUGCUCCUCCUAGCACUAAUCCUGAUCUAUAUCUGGUGGAAGACAAUGAUAAGUGGGAGCUCGCUGCUUGGAAGACAAGCAGCGCAAGCUACUUCUGGUACAGAGAUGCACCCUAGCGGCUAUGGAUCGAGGGGUUAUACGCGAUUAUGAUAGAUCGACAAUAGAGUGUAGAAACAUGUUCCUUUGUAGCUCUUGAGGAUUUUGCCACGGAUGGGAUUAUGCAGACAGUCUAACUGGGCAUGAUCAUGUUCGAUGUGACAAAGUUUAAGACAGGAUUGAUUGGCAAAUACAAGUCUUUGUAAUAGCUUUUGAUACAAAUCAACUCUGUGCAAUC
Molecule: messenger RNA, 690 nt
Organism: Guillardia theta CCMP2712
Lineage: Eukaryota; Cryptophyceae; Pyrenomonadales; Geminigeraceae
Exons: 2
Coding region: 258-506 (82 amino acids)
Source: RefSeq, a predicted model, not a curated record